Messenger RNA from Schizophyllum commune H4-8, 1314 nucleotides. RefSeq lists its product as uncharacterized. The transcript has 7 exons. The coding region runs from base 106 to 1029 and encodes 307 amino acids. Lineage: Eukaryota; Fungi; Basidiomycota; Agaricomycetes; Agaricales; Schizophyllaceae. The record is from RefSeq and is a predicted model, not a curated record.
GCCCUUCCCCCCGCACAAAUUCUGAGUUCCUACGUCCACUCUCGUGCCCGGCGACGCUCAAGGGUCGGUGGCCGCACAGGGCUCGACGCGCACACGUCCGCGAAGAUGGGGAAAUCGACGGGGAGCCCGACGCAGGGAGCAGGGAACAGCAAGAAGGCCGCGGCGCUGGGAGGGUACUACAGACACCGCUCGCCGCCGCCGGGGCUCAACUACUGGCCGUGCAAGCUCGACGGGUGCAAGAAGCAGUUCCAGCGCGAGGCGGACCUCCGACGCCACCAGCGGACGAGCAGGACGCAUUCUAAGGCUGAGCAUAUGUGUCCCCAAUGCGAGGCUACCUUCACACGCCCCGACGCGUGCAGACGACACCAGAGGUCAAAACAUGGGACCGUCAGCGAGCCGCUCAUCGCUCACGUUGGGGCAGGCGCUAACGAGGAAGAUGACCCCUCCGCGGAAGGCAGCCCCAGCGUGGACAUGGACGGCAUGAGCGACAACGAGGAAGUACGUGAUGAAGCCGCCGCCGACGCCCUCUCGGACGUCGACGACGAGUCGGACAGCGCCAUGAGCGAGGACGCGCCACUCUCCGAGGAAGAGUCUGCCAGCGCGGUGGUGGCCGUUGCGCCCGAGGCCCCAUACGGCUCUCAUGAUACGAUCUAUGGCCGCUCUGCCGACGACGAGACGUACGGCGCGAUUCCCGCCUCUCCGAGUCACGCCUCCUCACGCUGGUACAGCACGAACCCGCUGGAGUCCUUCGCGGUCGGCGAAGCAAAGCCCGUGUACUACCCCUCGCCAUACUACCGCAUCACCGCCCCGAGCUGGCACUGCGGCCCGUUCAGCAUCGACCGCUACAUCUGCCAUCCCACAUCCAACGCGCGCAACUCACCGGACGAGAACACGAGCUCGGACGAGGAGGAGCAGGACGAGAAGGAUACAUCGCACUCUGGGGUUUCGUUCGUCCGGCCUGCUGUCGACGCUCAUUACUACAGCACACUCACCUUGACUUCGCAUACAAAAGCGGCAGCGUCUUCAUGACCCAGCAGUUGGCUUUUCACGAAGCCUUCUCGGCCAAUACCAAAAUCGCUCAUGUCUUGCGACCUGUUGUAAAAAUACGCGCGCCCAUAGUGAUAUAACGAGGACAUGAUGUCUUUACCGACUAUAACACCACUAUACGUGCUCCACCAUACACCUCCGAUGCCUGCACGGUCCCCUACACAGCGAGGAUCGCCGCGACAGCGUCUGCAUGCUCCCCAUAGAUGCUCUCGUGGCCGUUCUUUGGCGGGUCCUCGACGCCACCAACCAACCUUGCAUAUCUCUCUG